AUAUUCCUCUCUAUCCAUUAUUGCUUCAUUUUCCACAAUCCAACCAGCAAUCUCCCCACUCAUUUUUUAACCUUUUCCAAUCUCAAUCAUUCAAUUCUACUUUUGAUAAAGUUUUUAAGAGAGAAAGUAAAGGAAAAUUGUAGAAAUUUGAAUGGCGACUUUUGCUGCUGCUGCUGGGGGAAUGAUUAGAUCAAAUGGAUUACAAUACAAGGCUAUGAAGAAGAAGAAGAAGAACAUGGUGAACAGGAUGACGGUUUCUUGCUAUUCUUCGGUUUCGAUGGUGGAUCCAUACAAGACUCUCAGGAUCCAGCCGGGUGCCUCUGAAUCUGAAGUUAAAAAAGCUUUUCGAAUACUGGCUUUACAGUAUCAUCCUGAUGUUUGUAGAGGAAACAAUUGUGGGGUGCAAUUUCACCGGAUCAAUGAAGCUUACGAUAUUGUGAUGAGCAAUUUGAGGGAAGAAAACGAAUCCCAGAAGGAUGAAGAGAUUGAUGAAGCGAUGAGGGGGAUGAAUGAUCCAGACUGGGAUUUAUGGGAAGAAUGGAUGGGAUGGGAAGGAGCUGGAAUUAGAGACUACUCAUCUCAUAUUAAUCCUUACAUUUAAUUCACUAAUUCAAGUAAUUGUUGUAGUUGUUGUGGUAAAAAGGCCAUUCAUUUUUGUAUAUAUGGACCCUCAGAUGAUGAUGGCUUUGUUGUUCAUAUUCUUACCUAAACUAUGUAAAUGAUAGUGUAAUGGGCCAUUUUUGUUAUGGUCCUUUUUGUCCAGUUCAAUAAUUGAGUCGAAAUACUUUUCGCUUUUUAA
Mangifera indica (mango) is the source of this 799-nucleotide messenger RNA. Its product is annotated as chaperone protein dnaJ 8, chloroplastic-like. NCBI's taxonomy places the organism in Eukaryota, Viridiplantae, Streptophyta, Magnoliopsida, Sapindales, Anacardiaceae. The transcript is spliced from 3 exons. The record is from RefSeq and is a predicted model, not a curated record. The coding region runs from base 152 to 601 and encodes 149 amino acids.